UCCAAAGUUCGAAUUGGAAUCGCUCGCACCAUUUCACUCCAUCUCCUUCUUCUUCCUCACUCCCAUUUUCCCCUUUACUUUAUUCUACUUUCCCCCUUCUCUCGGAUCGAAGCCAGAACUCUCUCUCUCUCUCUCUACCCAAACCCUUCAAGCUUUCUUCCCGCGUUGCGCCAUCUCCUUCUUCAAAAUUCUUGCUUUCGUUUCGGGUUCCGAGCAGAGGGAAGAAAGGUGCCAACUUUAGCAGCUCCGGAGCUCCGACGGUGGUAGUCCGAGCCAAUCAUGGGUUGCGUCUCCUCCAACCUGCUGAGCCACGACGAGGAGUUCUCCUCCGCCCUCGGCACCUCCUCCGCCCUCGGCCACCACAUCGUCUCCCUCACCUCCACCACCUACGGCCUCCUCACCCUCGACCCGCCAUCAUCGCCCCAGCCGCCCUCCUCCGCCUCCGCCGCCGCCGCCACCACGGCGCCGACUCCCCCGCCGCGGUUCACCCUCGGAUCCAUCUUCCCCUCCCCGCUCCUCUCCGACCCCAAGUCCUUCCGCUCCGAGUCCAAGGCCCAGUGGUCCGACCCGACCCGACCCGAGAUCAUCAACUCCUGGGAGCUCAUGGCCGGCCUGGACGCCGAAAGCUUCCGCUUUUCCCCUCUCCCGCAACCCAAAUUCAAAGACCUGUUCGGCGUCGACAAGGAGAAUUCGAACCCUAAUUCCGCUUCCCGCGCUAAUUCGUUUAAAUUUCAAAUUCACCCAUCGCCCGUUCCCAAGCUGCCGCUGCCGCUGCUGCCGCGAGAUGGCGGCUGCGGCGAAGUUCCGAGUCCGCCUGCUGCUGCGGCGGUGGUAGCGGCGAAUCCUGCGCUCGACAGGUUUGAUUACCUCUGCCCUCCGAGGGGGGAGGACAGGGUUGUGAUCUACACGACCACUCUGCGAGGGGUGCGGAAGACGUUCGAGGACUGCAGUGCCGUGAGGGCGGCAGUUGAAGGGCUUGGCGUGGCGGUGUGCGAGCGGGACGUGUCGAUGGAUAGUGGGUUCAAGGAGGAGCUGAGGGAGCUGAUGAAGGGGCGGGCGAGGGAGGAAGUUGUGCCGCCGAGGGUCUUCGUGAGGGGUAGGUACUUGGGUGGGGCCGAGGAGGUGAUGAGGAUCGCCGAGGAGGGCGGUCUUGGGGAGCUGCUCAAGGGAUUGCCGAAGAGGAAGGCGGGUGUGUUGUGCGAAGGGUGCGGGGGCGUGCGGUUCUUGCCUUGUUUCCAGUGUAAUGGGAGUUGCAAAGUGGUGGUGAAUCUGGUGAUGGUGAAGGAGGAAGGUGAAGGUGGACAGAAACCAGAGAGGGUUGUUGUGAUAAGGUGUUCUGACUGCAAUGAGAAUGGGUUGGUCUUGUGCCCAAUCUGUAGCUAAUUUCUGUGAUGAUGUGAGUCUUGAACUAGAUGGUCUCUCACAGUUGUUCUAAAUAACUUACUAAUUAUGUGAAAUGAAAAUGGUUAGCGUUUUGUUUUCUUGCA
Molecule: messenger RNA, 1487 nt
Organism: Eucalyptus grandis
Lineage: Eukaryota; Viridiplantae; Streptophyta; Magnoliopsida; Myrtales; Myrtaceae
Exons: 1
Coding region: 280-1383 (367 amino acids)
Source: RefSeq, a predicted model, not a curated record